Molecule: messenger RNA, 3849 nt
Organism: Mesocricetus auratus (golden hamster)
Lineage: Eukaryota; Metazoa; Chordata; Mammalia; Rodentia; Cricetidae
Gene: Ppp2r2c
Product: protein phosphatase 2 regulatory subunit Bgamma
Exons: 9
Coding region: 139-1482 (447 amino acids)
Biological process (GO): peptidyl-serine dephosphorylation
Cellular component (GO): cytosol; protein phosphatase type 2A complex
Molecular function (GO): protein phosphatase regulator activity; protein binding
Source: RefSeq, a predicted model, not a curated record
AUGCCCGCCCUCCCGGGCCCCGGCGGCCCGCAACCCUGCUAGGCUGCGGCGGCAUGGCCCGCGCGCCCGGCGCGACCUCUGCGGAUUGCAUCGGUGUGCGGCGGCGGGGCAUGCCCAGGGCACCGGGCGCGGCCUUCAAUGGGCGAGGACACGGACACGCGGAAAAUUAACCACAGCUUCCUGCGGGACCACAGCUAUGUGACAGAAGCUGACGUCAUCUCCACUGUCGAGUUCAACCACACUGGGGAACUGCUGGCCACAGGUGACAAGGGUGGCCGCGUGGUUAUCUUCCAGCGGGAACCAGAGAGUAAGAACACACCUCACAGCCAGGGUGAGUAUGACGUGUACAGCACCUUCCAGAGCCACGAGCCAGAGUUUGACUACCUGAAGAGCUUGGAAAUAGAGGAGAAAAUCAACAAGAUCAAAUGGCUCCCGCAGCAGAACGCCGCACACUCGCUGCUGUCUACCAACGAUAAAACUAUUAAAUUAUGGAAGAUCACCGAACGAGACAAGAGGCCCGAGGGCUACAACCUGAAGGAUGAGGAGGGGAAACUAAAAGACCUGUCCACGGUGACAUCAUUGCAGGUCCCUGUGCUGAAGCCCAUGGACCUGAUGGUGGAGGUGAGCCCGAGGAGGAUCUUUGCCAAUGGCCACACCUACCACAUCAACUCCAUCUCGGUCAACAGUGACUGUGAGACAUACAUGUCGGCAGAUGACCUACGCAUCAACCUCUGGCAUCUGGCCAUCACUGAUCGCAGCUUCAAUAUCGUUGACAUCAAGCCAGCCAACAUGGAAGACCUCACGGAGGUGAUCACAGCAUCUGAGUUCCAUCCCCACCACUGCAACCUCUUUGUCUACAGCAGCAGCAAGGGCUCCCUGCGGCUCUGUGACAUGCGGGCAGCUGCCCUGUGCGACAAGCACUCUAAGCUCUUUGAAGAGCCCGAGGACCCCAGCAACCGCUCCUUCUUCUCAGAGAUCAUCUCCUCGGUGUCGGACGUGAAGUUCAGCCACAGUGGGCGCUACAUGCUCACGAGGGAUUACCUCACGGUCAAGGUCUGGGACCUGAACAUGGAGGCGAGGCCCAUAGAGACCUACCAGGUCCAUGACUACCUGCGGAGUAAGCUCUGCUCCCUGUAUGAGAGUGACUGCAUCUUUGACAAGUUUGAGUGCGCCUGGAAUGGAAGUGACAGCGUCAUCAUGACAGGGGCCUACAACAACUUCUUCCGCAUGUUCGACCGCAACACCAAGCGGGAUGUGACGCUGGAGGCCUCUAGGGAGAGCAGCAAACCCAGGGCAGUGCUCAAGCCCCGGCGCGUGUGUGUGGGUGGCAAGCGACGGCGUGAUGACAUCAGUGUGGACAGCUUGGACUUCACCAAGAAGAUCCUGCACACAGCCUGGCACCCGGCCGAGAACAUCAUUGCCAUUGCAGCCACCAACAACCUGUACAUCUUCCAGGAUAAGGUCAAUUCUGACAUGCAUUAGUUGGCCUCAGUGGCCCUCUCUGCCACCUCUGUGGGAGGGCAGGAUGGUGGCCGUGGUGGGGACGUGAGUCCCUAGGCUACAGUCGCCUUGGAUGGUAGUUGCCGGUUUAAACAAAGGAAAGGAAACAGCUUCAGUGGAUAAGAUGGAUGAGCCUGGUGGGCCUCAGGCCAGGGAUUACGGUCCUUCCGCCUCAGGCUGGGCCUUUGUUUAUCGCCAGGACUAAUUCACAUCUGGGGUGAUUUUUACUGCAGUGGGUCACUUCCUUUCUGGGAUAGUCAAGCUGGUCCCUGACGGGACUUCAGAGAAAGAGCGAAGCCCCCAAGCCAGGAAAGACCUGUCCUCAAAGGAGCCAGCCAUGCGGGCCAUGGCUCAAAGCUGCUGGCUCGUGUUGGAUUUUGGACAGUGCAUUUUCGUUGAGCGCUGGCAGUGCCAGCUGCUCUCUGGGGAGUUUGGGAUGUCGUUCUGUGUCCUAGGUGCCGGGCCGGGGCAGGUCCUGAGAGACAGAGCUGAAGUCCUAGGGUUAACCGUGAGGCAGGGCUAGGUUCCUUGUGUGGCUUUUCCAGGCUGGGGUGAGUCCUGAGAGGCAGGACUGGGGACCCUGUGUGGCUAUAGCCCUUACCUCACUGCCAUCCAUUUGUGAGUGCCCACUGCACGCUGGGCAUGGUGCUCAGUCCAUAGUGGCUGUGGAUGGAUCCUCACAGCCCACUCUGUGGUUUUGCUGUCACUCUCCCAUGCUAGCCUGUCAUCUUCCCACAGUUGGCCGCGGGUCCUGUCCUUGACUGAGGCAGGUAUCCGCUCAUUUCCGUAAGUCCCAGCUGGAGCUGGGAUGUAGUUUCCACCCCUUUGUACAUAGGAGGAAGCUGAGACAGAGAAAGGGGGUUCCUAAGGAGCCACACCCUGAGGCUGAGUUGAGGUCCCUCGCAGGUCUUCCCACGGGUUCUUCCCCACCCUCCACGUUAGUUUUAAGCGGCAUCCCAGUGGAAGGUUCUGCAAGGGAAGCAUCCCCACCUUGUGAAGUCGGAGCAGGUGCCCUGGUGAGCGGAUGACAUGAGAGAGAAGAUGGAGAGGAGCUACCGUGGCUCCCCACUCUGCCUGGUGGCACCCGGGCAUGCCUCCCAGACGCUUCACCUACACGGUACCCGCAGCUUUCUCCUCAUCCUCCCAGACGCUCCCCCAAGGAGGUUGCAUGCAGCCAGGCAGCCCGGGAGGACAUUCACUCGGACCUCCCCAGAGCCACAGGUCAGUGGCCAUUCACGGUGACCCCUGCCCUAUCCUCACUCCUGGAACCCCAGAACUGCAGGGUUUGACAUUUUGACUCUGGAAGCAGAGAGCAGGGGGCUUUAGUUUUUACAACAUGAGCUGCCACCCAGGAAACAGAUGCAAUGGAACUUUUUUUCCUCAGUGGAUCAAGGUAUCCUUGUGUGUGUAAAAGCACAAACCGCAUGCACACUCACUUCUGGCCAUGUAUUUACACAGACACUGGCCCAUUACAUUUUCGUUUUAUUUUCUUUUUUUAAUCAACGUGAAUGAAGAAUGUUUAUCCAUCACUGUAAAAUUCAGGCGCUCUGGACAGUAUCAUAUGUACAUAUUGGCUCUGAUUAAAGUGAGCAGUCAAAAGAUCGGACGGCUUUCCCCUCUUGUAAAGAAGUUGAAGAAUGUGGCCAUUUGUACAUAAAUCCCAUUGAAGCCAAAAUCCAGGUGAGAGGCCUUACACACCGGCCUGGCUCUCUGGCACACCGGCCUGCCUUUGGGAGUUGCUUGCUGCUGUGAGACCACAGGUGUCAGAUGUACCGUCUUCAGAGUCAAAUCUCACACGGUCUUCAAAAGGAAGGGUCGUGCACACACCCCUAGUAUCUAGAUUUCUGUUUUAAAUGUUGGGUACCAAAGUAGGAAGGAAGAAGAGAGACAGAAACAGAUCUCAGAAGAAAAGCAUGUCCUUGGGACCCCAGGAAGUCACCCAGGUCCAGAGCGACUGCGAAUAGUAUUGUAUUGACAGAGGAAAAAGGUGCGGAGGGGGGAGGGGCAGUGCGAGAAACAGCAGGACUGGAGACAAGCCACAGACUCUGCCACCUUACUCUGCUUAAGUUCUCUGGUCUUGAAUGUGUGGCAUUCCCAUAAUCAUCGAGACACUGCUGGGGUUUUGGGUUUGUCCCUUCUGCUUUGGUUGUUCCCUGAGGGCGAAGCCCUUGGAGGCUGUUGGGUUUGUAUGUGCUGGUAACACAGUCAGGCCCAGUCAUUUGGGGUUCUGUGGCUCAUAGGUGCAUUCUUUUCUUUCUUCGGUGUCUCACAAAUUAUCCAACUGUUGAAUAAAAUUAUAAAUAUGUUAAUACCAGCUUUUUCCAAUAAAAUAACAAAUGUUACAUCUAA